Messenger RNA from Nezara viridula (southern green stink bug), 349 nucleotides. NCBI's taxonomy places the organism in Eukaryota, Metazoa, Arthropoda, Insecta, Hemiptera, Pentatomidae. The record is from the annotation of a GenBank genome assembly.
GUUAGAAAUAAAUUUUGGCGAUUACAAUUAAAUUCUUGGUUAAUUACUCAAAAUGAGCUUGUCGAAUACAGCGGUAGAUUACGAUUUCGAUGACAUUAAAACCCUGGUGGUCACUGCAUUGCGACAGCCAAGUCUCCCCUUGAAAAAUAAACUUUACAGAAUUGCUAAGAUGAAGAAGAAAACCGUGGACCCGAAACUAGCAGCCCUUGCUCAGAGGUACCUGGAAGACAUUAGAAGAAAUGCUGAGAGGAGGGUCGAUGGUAGCACCUGGAGGUUUUUCAAUCCUUAAAUCUUCUGUCACUACACAGAAUGUUCGUAAAUAAAAAUUUCUUUGAUUGUGCAAAUGUCU